CUGUGCCCGCGAGGCAGUGCAGAGGGAGAGUGUGGGAUUGAGGAGGCGGCUGCCCCACCCACCAUCUGUUAGAGCUCCGGCCUGCGCUGCCACGGUAGUGUGGUCCUACUGUGGUCCCACCUAGAAGGGUCAGCAGAGGCAAGAGAGAGCCUGGCUAAAAAAGGAGCCACACAUCUGAAACCAGAAUGUCUGCUACGGACACAGGCUCGGAGCCCUCGCUGGGGGUGGACCCCUCUGAGGACACACUCCGGAGGCUGCGGGAGGCUUUCAAGGCAGGGCGGACUAGGCCUGCUGAGUUCCGGACAGCACAGCUGCAGAGACUGGGCCAAUUCUUGCAGGACAACAAGCAGCUGCUGCAGGAUGCACUGGCCAAGGACGUGGGCAAGUCAGCCUUCGAGUCAGACAUGAGUGAGAUCAUCCUGUGCCAGAAUGAGGUGGACCUGGCCCUCAAGAACCUGCAGACCUGGAUGAAGGAUGAGUCUGUGUCCACCAACUUGCUCACGAAACUGAGCUCAGCCUUCAUCCGGAAGGAGCCCUUUGGCCUGGUGCUUAUUAUUGCACCCUGGAAUUAUCCUUUGAACUUGAUGAUCGUGCCCCUAGUGGGGGCCAUUGCUGCAGGGAACUGCGUGGUACUGAAGCCAUCAGAGAUAAGCAAGAACACAGAGAAGGUGCUGGCCGAGCUGCUGCCCCAGUAUCUGGACCAGAGUUGCUUUGCUGUGGUGCUGGGUGGGCCCGAGGAGACCGGGCAGCUGCUGAAACAUAAAUUUGACUAUAUCUUCUUCACAGGAAGCCCUCACGUAGGCAAGAUCGUGAUGGCCGCUGCUGCCAAACACCUGACGCCCAUCACCCUGGAGCUGGGGGGUAAGAACCCCUGCUAUGUGGAUGACGACUGUGACCCCCAGACCGUAGCCAACCGUGUGGCCUGGUUCCGCUACUUCAAUGCUGGCCAGACCUGUGUGGCCCCCGAUUACAUCCUGUGUAGCCAGGAUAUGCAGGAGCGGCUGGUGCCGGCCCUGCAGAACGCCAUCACACGUUUCUAUGGAGACAACCCACAGACCUCCCCUAACCUGGGCAGAAUCAUCAACCAGAAACAUUUCAAGCGUCUCCAGGGAUUGCUGGGCUGUGGCCACGUGGCCAUUGGUGGCCAGAGCGAUGAGGGAGAACGCUACAUUGCACCCACGGUGCUGGUAGACGUGCAGGAAUCAGAGCCUGUGAUGCAGGAGGAGAUCUUCGGGCCCAUCCUGCCCGUGGUGACCGUGAAAAGCCUGGAUGAGGCCAUUGACUUCAUUAACAGGCGGGAGAAGCCGCUGGCGCUGUAUGCCUUCUCCAACAGCAGCCAGGUGGUGAACCAGAUGUUGGAACACACCAGCAGUGGUGGCUUUGGAGGCAAUGAUGGUUUUCUCUACCUGACUCUACCUGCCCUGCCCCUGGGGGGAGUUGGCAACAGUGGAAUGGGCAGGUACCACGGCAAGUUCUCCUUCGACACCUUCUCCCACCAGCGUGCCUGUCUGCUGCGCAGCCCGGGGAUGGAGAAACUUAAUGACCUCCGCUACCCUCCUUACGGUCCCUGGAACCAGCAGCUGAUAAGCUGGGCCAUGGGCUCCCAGAGCUGCACCCUUCUAUGAGCCCCACCCUGACUCCCCCCUGCGGCCCAGCCCCUGACCUACCUGAGCUUUCAGCUGCUCCCACAUCCCCAGUGGUCCCGAAAGGCAGGUGUCUGCCUGUGAACACCCCACUUCUGGAACUUUUUCUGAACAGACCUGCAGCCAGGCAGGACCUCCAGGUGGCUGGUCCAAUCCCUUCCCAGAGCACAGCCCCCUCAGCAGCCUCCUGACCCUCUGUUUAGACAGGUCUGCUGACAGAGAAGCCCCCUUCCCAAGGCUGGGCAGAUCUGGUGACUGAGGAGGACUUCCUUUGUCAAAUCAUAGACAGGGUCCCAAAAGACAGAGCAGAGUGGCCCACAGCUCCAUCCACAUCCGGAAGGUGGCUUUGUCCCAUCUGAAGUGACAUGAUCUUGAACCCAGGUCAGAUUAAUUGGUGAAUCUGUCUGAAGUGUGUUCAUUAGUUACUUUUCCAUUACUUCUAUCAAAAGACUUUACAUAGGCUAGUUCAAGAGGGAAGAUUCUCAUGUAGUUCAUGGCUUCAGAAGGUUCUAUCUCCCAUGACUCAGCAGACACGACAGAAUACAGUUCAGCUCAUAGGAUGGCAGGCCAGGAAGCAUCAUGAAAAAGAAGGAAAGCAUGGUUGAUUAGUCAUGUCUGCUCUGGCCCAGGGAGGGCUGUGUGCAUGUGUUGGCUACACCUCUACUCCUAGAAAGAGGUAGUGAGAGGUAGAAUAUGAAAUUGGAGACUUGGGGCUAAAGAGAUAGCUCUGUGGUUAAGAGCACUGACUGUUCUUCCAGAGGACUGGGAUCAGACCCCAGAGCCCACAUCACAGCUCACAACCAUCUGUAACUCCAGUUUAAGAGGAUCUAACACCCUUUCUGACUUCAGCAGGUACCAGGCAUACAUAUGAUGCCCAGACAUACUCAUAGGCAAAACACUCAUACAUGGAAAAUAAAAUUUAAAAAUAGAGGCUUGGGGGGCUGGGGAGAUGGCUCAGCGGUUAAGAACACUGGCUGUUCUUCCAGAGGUCAUGAGUUCAAUUCCCAGCAACCACAUGGUGGCUCACAACCAUCUGUAAUGAGAUCUGGAGCCCUCUUCUGGCCUGCAGGCCAAACACUG
Molecule: messenger RNA, 2723 nt
Organism: Peromyscus eremicus (cactus mouse)
Lineage: Eukaryota; Metazoa; Chordata; Mammalia; Rodentia; Cricetidae
Product: aldehyde dehydrogenase family 3 member B2-like
Exons: 10
Coding region: 186-1625 (479 amino acids)
Biological process (GO): aldehyde metabolic process
Cellular component (GO): cytoplasm
Molecular function (GO): aldehyde dehydrogenase (NAD+) activity
Source: RefSeq, a predicted model, not a curated record